AUACGCGAUAACUGGCAACAUUACUUUCAAAAGUGUCGUGUGGUAAUAAUAAUAGUAGCAAACUUGGCAAGCAAGCUCGUAAGUCGUAACGAAGUUAAACGAAGUCGUAAACCCCAGACAGCUAUUAUGAAAAUAUGAACGCAACAACAACCUUCUCUUCAGAUCAUUCAUGGAGCAGACGUUGUUCUACAGAAACGGUAUUCAGCAUUCAAGGGAAGGAAACUGAUAUUGCGCGCGACACGAGCGACACGGAGGCGGCGACGGAUGCGACAGACGCGAGCGACGUGGAGUACGAGCCGGUGACGGAGCCCGAAGACGACGGACCCCUAGCGGACGACGAUACCUCCGCGAAUAGCGACAACGACAUAAUAGCGACGAAGGUAAUAGAAGUGUCGGUGGGCGACGAUGGCGAGCUUCAGUUCGCGGACUCGGAGCGCACGGACUCGCACGACAGCGACAGCGAAAUGGAUCUGUACGACUACUGGCAUUGUGCGCAGUGUCGCGCGGAGAACAACAACCCCUUGUACAGAUACUGUCAUAAGUGUUUCCAGGUACGAAAAAACUUCUUCCCGCCGCGACCGCGCCGCAAGCGUCGAGCGAGACCGAAGGACGACAUCCCGCGCACUCUGUCGCAGGACUCCGGUGUGGACUCGCCCAUGAGCCAGGACGUGCUCACCAGCCAGGAGGUGGACGUGCCCGCCAGCCAGGACUUGCUCGCCAGCCAGGACUUGCUCGCUAGCCAGGACCUGCUCGCCAGCCAGGACCUGCUCGCCAGCCAGGACCUGCCCGCCAGCCAGGACCUGCUCGCCAGCCAGGACUUGCUGACCAGCCAGGACGUGAAUGUCCCCGCCAGCCAGGAUGCAGUCCAGUGCGGUGAGGGCACGUCCUCUACUCUCCCCUCCUCCGCGCUCAGUAGGUUCCGCAAGCGCCGCGCCGACUCCGCCGACCGUAGGACCAAACGCAAGCGUCUCUCGCGAACCGACUCCGACACAGACCUAGACUUCGAUGACGAUAUUAAAACGAAAAUCAACGUCCGACCGCUCGUUAAAACCGUCAGCGACCCCGCGAUCACCAUCGAAGAGGCCCCCGUUAAAAUCACUAAAAAGGUUAUAGCUAAAACUCUGAUAGAAAAGAUGGAAGAUAAGGACUUGUGUGUGAUCUGUAUCUCGGAGCCGAAGUCCGGCGUGUUCGUGCACGGCCGGAUCGCGCACAUCUGUUGCUGUUACAAGUGCGCUGUCAAAGUGUGGGUCAAGGCCAAGAGAUGCCCUGUCUGCAAUUGUAAAGUUAGCAAUGUUCUGAAAGCGGUUGUUAUGUGAGGAGAGUGAGAGUGCUUGUUAUGGACGACCCUUACUGCUACUAAACUACACUCCCGAGCAAAAAAAUGGAAUCGCCCCCUUGCGCUUGAGUUUUUAACUGCUUCUUGCGGUAUUCCCAUUCCUCUACCAGCGCCAUUUUCAGCUCAAAUUUUUUUUUUGUUUCUACCCUUAAUUUAAAGCUAUAGGCUUUCAAACGAGACCAUAAACAUUUAACUGCAAAUAUUGUAUCAUUGGCAAUCGUUCUACUUAUUUGUAUAGCGCAAGGGGUGAUUCCAUUUUUUUGCACGCGAGUGUAUAUUAUUUUUUGUUCACAAUGAGAGUAAUUUGCUCCGCCUUUAAAGUUUUAUUUUGAAAUAUUUAUUUUGUUCCUAAUACCAAUUUUUAAUUGUACCACAAACCACCCCUUAGGCUCAUACCAUACAUAUAAAAUACAAAAAUGGUAUAGAGUCUUCAAAUUAUAAUUGUUAAACAAAUUAAAAUACUGAAAGAAAGAGGUUUAAAAAUGUUUAUUGAAUAAUAUUUCCAUAUCGUCCACAAAGGGAGGUUAGAUAUCGGAGUCAAAGGCCGGGAAUUAGACAUUAAGUUGAUUAGAGUGAAUGAAGAACGAAUGGUGAAGUGUUUAACAAGAGAGAGUGGAAUAAAUACUUGUGAAUGUGUGCAUGACGGCAGUUGGUGACCACACUUCAUUGCACGUCUAUAACUCCAUGGUCAAACUGACCAAAAUCGUGCACAAUCUUACCCUUUUCGUUGUUUCAUAUAAUUACUAUUUUGCCAAGAAAAUUAAAGUCAAAUGUCGUAUGAGAAUGUUACUAAAGUUAUACAUAUAAUACAUAUCAAAGGCUCGUUAGAUGAAAACAAAAUUAAAAUGUUUGAUUAAUAGUGUUAAACAUUAUAUUCCAUUUGAAUACUUAAUAAAGCCAAAUUAUAGUCUUCCUAUUGUGUGUCCCACUGUCGCAUGUGCAAAGAUCGAAUGGUUUGACUGAAUGAUAAAAUAUUUAAUUUACACGAACUCGACGCCAAUUACUCAUAAGUUUUUCUUAUAAGUUAGAGAUUCCUUUAAUUGGAAUAAUAAGCGUUUAUAUUUACGGUAUAUUAUUUCCAAUACUUGUAUAGUUCAUUUUUUUUGUUGUUUUGUAGUUUAAGAACUUUUUUCCACAAAUAAUAAUAACCUUUAAAGGAAUCUCAAUCUUAUAAAUCGUUUCGACCUUUAGAUGCCCUUAAAUCUUUGUGAUAACAAUCUGAUAAAGUAGGUUCUUAAGUAGAAAGUAGAUUAAACAAUCACGGCAAAGUAAUUUUUAGUUAAUAUUUUAAUAUGUUGCGUAUACCCGGAGUAAACUGCCGCGAAACAUACGUUUCCAAAAGUCCUAAAGUAAUGUACAAAAAAAGUCGGACUUUUUUUCAUCCUCUAAUGUCGCUUAGUUUCCGUGUUUGCGUGCACUUGUUAAAUGCAUUCAUAUUAAAACCUUUUUUUAUUAAAAUACUAGGCCGCGACAUCCUCCUGUUAUGUAAAUAAUAUCUUGUAAAUAGCUAGAGACGUCGACCACCGAAAGAGAAUAAUAUAUUUCAUUUAUAGUGUUAGGAUUCUUCUAAAAAAAAUUUAAUGGCUAUUUUGUAUUAAUACCAAAAAUUUUGAACAUUUUCGAUUAAUGAUUUAAAAGUUAUAUUUAGGUGUUUUUGCUAAAAUAUUUUUCAAACACUUAAUGUUUUUAGAAAACGGUGAAAAAUGUUCGAGAAGUAAAAUUCAUCAAAAUUGGAGUGUUCCGUUAAAACGUAGAGUAAUAAAAUAAUUUGAGCGUGGUCUUGCGUACACAUUUAAUGAUAUUCCGUCAGAAUAAUAUUUGUUACAACUCUGACUAGUUACUUGUAAAAUAUUGAAUAGAAUCCAUAAAAAAACUUACUUUUUAUUGGGGGAAGGAAAAUGCGAUAGUUGGUUACCAUAUUGAACUGUUUGUCCUUUUACAUAAUACAAUUGUAUCGUUAAAACACUCGGUUUGAUGAAAACGUCGGUAUAUAUAGUUAUGGGUGUUAAUUUCAACCUGAAUGGUUAAAUCCGUACAAUGGUCUAUGUCGGAAUUAUUAUAAAGUUUAUCGCCGCCUCUCCCUUUAUAUUUAGUGAUAUUAAGAUGUAUAUAUUCAAACAUUUUGCACUAUUGUUUAGACCUGUAGAAAGGCUACAAUUUACGCCGAUCUACAAGGUUUAUCCUAUUUAUAAGAUGCCACGUUUCACUUAACUUUACUUAAUAUUGAAAUUUUUAUUGCUGUAAUUAUAAGAUUGAUCUUUUUAAAUCUAACCCACCACCUUUCCUACCGUGCAGAGGAUAUAAUCUUGUUACACAAUUAAAGAAUUUAUUUCAAAAGUAUCAUUAUUAGUUAUUAAAUUGUAGAUCUCUUAUUAGUUCUUGUAAAUCAUUUAGGUUACAUUUUUAUAAGUCUUUCUUUCAUGUAAUUAUUGCAAAUUUAAAAAAAAUAUAUGAAAUACGAAAAAAAAAUACGUUAUCGAAAAGAAAAUCGAUAAAUAAGAAUCAUUAAAAAAGAAUUAAUAAAAACUUUUUCUUUUCCAGGAAA
Messenger RNA from Helicoverpa armigera (cotton bollworm), 3881 nucleotides. RefSeq names its product E3 ubiquitin-protein ligase Mdm2. The coding region runs from base 135 to 1316 and encodes 393 amino acids. NCBI's taxonomy places the organism in Eukaryota, Metazoa, Arthropoda, Insecta, Lepidoptera, Noctuidae. The record is from RefSeq and is a predicted model, not a curated record. Gene Ontology annotation, biological process: protein ubiquitination; negative regulation of apoptotic process; regulation of gene expression. Gene Ontology annotation, molecular function: ubiquitin protein ligase activity. The transcript is spliced from 5 exons.